AAUAGUCACAAGCCUUUGGUACUUUACACUGCAUCAACAAAAUGUAGCCACCACAAGGAACCACGCUGGUGGAUCUUGAAUGAUUAAGACAUGUCCUACUCAAUUGCUAUGAUGUUUUGUGAACACAAGAAUAUUGAUAAGCAGGGUGGAGGGACCCGGAGGACCAGGGGCGAAUACCAAUCGUCAUGGGUGAGAGUAGACAGAUAGCAGGGCUGAUACCGUGGCUCCAUCCUUAUAAACUUUGCAUGUGGUAGAAGAUAGGAGUUGUCAUAGUACCCAAAGACAGAAAGGCCAGAGCUGACACAGACGAAAUGUGGCGUGGAAUUAAGGAUUCCAGUUGCAGUUUGUAGGCCAUUUCACAGAGGAAGCUUUUUGUCCUUCUCUUUUACACUUGCUUUCCAAUGUUGUCCAGAUGUUCCAGGACAUCUACUGUCAUGCAAGUGAACAUCUCUAAGGGGGUUCUGAUAUGUCGAGAGGAAAAACAGUCCACCAUUUCACUACUAAAAAGAGCACAUGUGAAUGUCACGCUCUUAUAAUAUGCAGACUAAGCGCAGUAGAUGCUCGCUCGAGGUUGGAGCCUUCAGGAAAUUGCACCCUGAAAGCCAAUGACAACAAAGUGCCAGGAACAAGGGGGAGCAGCGUGCUCGUGGUGCUUAUGAAAGAGGAGCAAAAGGGGGGGGGGGGGGGAGGAGACAGAUUGGUUUCGAUACUUUCCAAAAUAGUAGCAGGGAUAUACACCGGGAACACCAAUGCAAUAGGGUGCGCCGCUUUUGUAAUCUCGGUCGUACGCGGUCGGUAGUUUGAUCCAAAGUCCAGGGAGAGGACUCUGGUGAUCCUUUGCAGAUCUCAGACCUCUGCAGACCCAAAAAUCUAUAGAUUCCUGUUGCUUGAGUCUUCUGUUAUCUUUGUGCAGCUUCCAUAUAGAGCAGAUUCCAUUGCGUUAUACUGUUUAACGUGGCGUAAAACAAUACAUUUGACAGUAGCGGGUUUUAUCUGGACCAUGUUCAAAUGAAAACUGCAGUCACGUGUAAUAAACGCAAGGAAGUAUUCUCGUGUUGAGCUCAUGUGGUAUUAGCUUCACAAUGUCCAGCCAAGUCUGGGUUUUGGGGGCUUCAGAAUUCAUAUUUUCAGAUUUAUGUAGGUAUGACAAAGAAAUUAUAGACUAGAGUGGUCGGUCGCUCAAAGACCAGCUUCGCUUUUCAGAACUCGGUGUGAAUUACUGUGCAAUUUUCUGCAGCAUAGGCAAUGGUGAGUGGCGGAGUUGACCAAGGCAAGUCCGCCCUUUAUGCAAAUAAGUAGCAGUGACUAAAUAAAAACAGCAUGUGGUUGAUACUACUACGCAGUGCCUACCCUGCUCUUUGGAAGCUGCUUGUUGACGCCAUUUGGUUUUCUUUCUUUCAUUUUCAGUUUUUUCCUGGGAUGCUGGUCUCUUUGGCAAUUCUCUCAUCUUUCCUUCAUUUAACCCGAGAAUACCACUGAACCACUUCAAGAAGUUCUAUUGCCCAUGUUCUUAUUAGGAAUGUGCAUUUUUGCCUUUUUUUUUUUAAACUUGUGACUGGAAUGGAUGACUUUUUUUGUUCUAUGACAGUAGUCUGAGGUGCCUGGCCUGCCAGCGGGGAUGUCCAGAGCCACAAGAUCAGCUUCUCGGUCUCGGAGUCACUCGAGAUCCCGGUCCCGAUCGCGCUCCCGAUCCCGGUCCACCUCGCACUCUCAAAGAAGUCACUCCCGCUCGCGCUCCAGGAGACAUCGAUACAGCUCUAGGUCACGGUCUCGAUCACGGUCCCGGUCAAGAUCUCAAUCGCCACUUUAUAACCGCGACAAGAAAUAUCAGAACAGCCGUGAGUUACGGGGAUAUCACCGCGGCUUCCGGAGGCCGUACAACUUCCGAGGCAGAGGACGGGGCUACUUCUCACGUGGACGAUACCAGCGUGGUGGUGGUGGUGGCGGCGGCGGCAGCAGAGGUUACAAUAACAACAACAACAAUUAUAAUUUUCGUAACAACUGGAAAAAUUACAAGCAGAACCCGCAGAAGCAGCAAAAACAGCAGCAUCAAAACCAGUCCCGAGGGCGACCCUACCUCCAGAAAUUCUCUGGAAGCCCCCCUCCUCCAGGACAAUCCCACCACACUGACCGAUCCCCUUCUCCAUUAUCAAGGCAAUCUCAACAUUCUAACGCUUCCUCUCAUGGCUCUUCUCCCAAAGCCCCUUUGGUGGCUAAUCAGAGUUCCAACAAUGUAAAAGAGGAGCUCUUGGCCAAGGAGGCCCAGAAAGAAGGGGCAGAUGGGGAGCAAUUUGAGGUGGGAGAUGCCCAAGGUCCAGGUGGUGGGUCAACUGAGGGGGGCUGGCAUAUCCUGACUGAAUACAACAGCAGUCCAAAGAAAGCCAGUCCAGAAAAUCUUGCUGUCAAUCUUCAGAACAGCCAAAACUCAAACCAGACUGGUAGCUCAUCUCAGAAUGACACCAGCAAUGGUGCCCCCUCUUGGGAGACGGUGUGUAAUGCACCAAGUACACAAAUGUCACAGGAAGCGCUAAACCAAAUGCUUUCAAGCCUUGACAUGUUCAAGAGCGAGGAAUUCCCUGAUGGAGACAAAGCAGCCAUCUCCAUCGCUUUCAGAAAGUUUCUGAAGGAGCACAAUAAAAAACCCAAACCCAGUUGGGAAAACAAGAGCACAGAGGCAAAUACUGUAGACGAUGAAGCCGAUAUAAACGGUCCAGCACCGGCAGGUGUCGCUGAGCCACCAUCAAAGUGCCACACAGAAGACCUCAACGGCAAAGUGACUUUAAAUCAUUUACUGAAGGAUUCUCCUUCUGCAUCUGAGGCGGAGGAGGACGGAAUCCUCCGCAAACCUCACUCAAAGUCACAGAACAAAGACAGGCACAAUGGAGAUGUUGACAAAGCGAAUCCAAAGGUUGUUCAUUCAUCCAGAGAGCCGGUUGAUGAGUGCUUUGACAGAUGGCAAAGCGUGGCCUCCUCGCAGGGAGCCGACAGCGAAUCCAGCGCUCUCGGAGAGGAGAGGUACAAUGCGCUGCAAUUGGCUGCCAUUGCUCGGCGGGAAAUGUCGGGAACCUUUGAAGAGCUGGGUUGCAAACCCAUGAAAAUAUCGAAAUCUCUCUCGACGCCAUCUCCCGUGCCACUGUUGAGGCGGAACUCUGACAGGGAGAUGUUUCUGAUGACAGAGGAGGACUCAGCGUUGUUGUCCUUGAGAAAACCUGAGCCCAAGAUUAAUGUCAGAAUGGAUUUCCUUGGAGACAGCAUGAUCGGCACUUCCGAGAUUUUAGCUCAGGAGCGACAGUUGUCUCAGGACCUGGUGCAAUCGUCAAAGAGAGGUCAGGAGUUCCGCUCCAUCUUUCAACACGUUCAGACUGCGCCGAUGCAGAGAACUACCGCCGAGCUGUUUGCUCAGCACAUUGUGACCAUCCUGCACCACAUCAGAGCUCAUCACUUUGCCUCUUCCCGAAUGACUCUCAAUGAGCGAUUCACCAUGUACCAAAGGCAAGCUGCAGCGAGGGAGAGCAUGAAACCCCGAAAAAGCCCAGAGAUUCACAGGAGAAUUGACGUAUCACCAAGUGCUUUUAAGAAACACUCACAGGUUUUUGAGGCAAUGAAAAGCUCAGAGGAUGGCACUAACAAGGAUGUUGGGGAAAAAACAAAGGGUGGCCCAAUGGACCUUCGGUUGGAUAUCGAACGGCGUAAAAAGUACUCCGGCCGUGAACGAGAUUACGAUCAGGACGGGCUUGCUGACUCCCCAGACACUAAUCGCGAGAAACCCGAAGAAACGUUCCCCAAGAAAUCAAAUGAGAGUAAGUGCUCUCGCUCCAGGUCAUCUUCCUCAUCGUCCUCCUCAAAGUCCCUUCAGGGUGACGUGCCCAAGGCCGAGCUCAAAAGCGACGGCUUUAACAGGGCUCGGCUAGCUUCGACUGAGACCACUGCAGAGAAACAAACAACGUGGAGGGAAUUUCAAGUACGAUUUCGCGGAAGAGGCUGGAAGAAGGGCAACCACCCGGGAGACUGCAAUCCAGACAUUGCAGGAGCACCCAAAGACGAAGACUGGGAUAAGGAAAGUCCCCCAAAGAGCAGAGCAUACUACUUGCACGAUGAUAGAGACGCCAAGGUAGAAGCCAGCAAGCAGAUGGACAACCGAGGAGGGCUCGGCGGAGGUGGCUUGUCACGUGGAUGGCCGAGGUUUAUCAUACGAAAAACCAACGUCGGGGGAGCCAACAUCACGUGGGCCCAAGAUAAGUUCCUGGUCAACGGAGAGAAAAGUGGCAUGCAGGAAGACCAUACAGAACGGCAAAAGAAAGAUGGAAAUACUUGAGCGUCCACAUCUUAAGAGACCGUUCUCAAACGGGAUCCGAUUCGCAUCCACUGGAAUAAUCGACAAACGCCGAUUCCAGAAGUUUAACAUCUGACUUCAGUUCUUUCAAGAUGACUCACUGGUACUUGACAGUCACGGUGCAUUACUGUUUCACAUACCUUACCUGGUAAUAGUUUUUGUUUUGAGUGCCAGUACAAAAAAAAAAAAAAAAUUCUGGUUUGUGCCUCCAACUUGUCACAAAGUUUUUAAAAUUCAAAGACCGCAUCAGUUGGGGAGGGAAUGCUGGGGUUAAAAGAAUGGUGGAUUAAACUGUUGAAUUGUACGACGCUUUUUUUGUAGUUCUAGUUGUGUCUGAUACUGGAGGGAUGGAUUGAAGAGCACUUUUGUUGGCCUGGAUCAGACAAAGGGACCAACUUGUAAAGGGUCAUCAAAAAGUCAAGUCAUCUGUCAGAUUUACAAUAUCUUAGCAUAAAGCAAACUACCUGGACUUUCGUAACAUUGUGGUCACGUUUUGAAUUUCUGUUAUUCACAGUAGGAGCUUUAGCUGGCUAGAUGUAGAAAAGAACACGUCAUUGGGUGAUGUGUCAAUGAUCUCAAAUGACAUUUUUUUUAACAUGGUCGAAACUUUAAACACAGAAUUAGCAUUUUCGUUUGCCAAAGUAUCUUAAAAUGAUGUGUUUACGUCUGCUUGGCUUCCAUAGUAUACACGCGGAGUGUUUACAUGAAAUAAUUUAUACGAAUUAUAAAGAUGAUUCAAAGGUUGUGCUGAAUGGUUUUCACUGGGUCAAACGGUGUGCAUAAUUUGCAGUUUGUAGAAUUUGUGUUCACCUGGUGUGCCUGUUUGUGUUAUGCUGGAGCUAAAGGACUUUCGAAUAAUCUCGGGUGUUUGCUUUUGAAAACUGUUUUAUUAAAUGGAACACUGAGGACAA
This is a messenger RNA of Syngnathus acus (greater pipefish), 5244 nucleotides long. It is a transcript of the gene thrap3a, whose product is annotated as thyroid hormone receptor associated protein 3a. The record is from RefSeq and is a predicted model, not a curated record. NCBI's taxonomy places the organism in Eukaryota, Metazoa, Chordata, Actinopteri, Syngnathiformes, Syngnathidae. Gene Ontology annotation, biological process: positive regulation of transcription by RNA polymerase II. The coding region runs from base 1619 to 4315 and encodes 898 amino acids. Gene Ontology annotation, cellular component: mediator complex. The transcript has 10 exons. Gene Ontology annotation, molecular function: DNA binding; transcription coregulator activity.